Molecule: messenger RNA, 3564 nt
Organism: Mollisia scopiformis
Lineage: Eukaryota; Fungi; Ascomycota; Leotiomycetes; Helotiales; Mollisiaceae
Exons: 4
Coding region: 1-3564 (1187 amino acids)
Biological process (GO): chromatin remodeling
Molecular function (GO): histone methyltransferase activity; protein binding
Source: RefSeq, a predicted model, not a curated record
AUGAGCUACCUAUCAGCAAGGUCGCGAUCAUAUCGCGCCACCCGCAACGAUCCUCGAGCUUCAAUCUCAUCUCGCAACUCGUUUGACACACGACCAGCAGGUAGAACAUCUGGACCUUCAGGUUCCGCACAACAAGUCGUGGAUCUCACCCAUUCUGACGACGAGGCUGUACCAACUCCAGCUUCAACUUCGACUGGGGUCAUUGACUUGAUGUCGCCUUCACCUCCGCCGAGAACAUCACCUUUUGCUCCUCCGCGAGCACCUCCAGCAAAUCUUAGGAAGGAUAUACCAGAGGCUUCAGGCUCAGAAUCGAUUGCUUCAGCUUCAGCUUCAAGACUUUCAGCGGACCAGCCAAGCAAUGAUACCUCCACGGUAGCCAGUCCUACAAACAGUCCAGCACCAGCAGCUCUUCGCAAGGAAACUGAGACCGCUCAACGAACCCCAACUCCUCAAAUCAAAGAAUCACCUCGCUCAAGUGUGCAGAAAAAAUCUCAAGUUCAACCACCGCCACAAACCAGCAGCAAAGGAAAGACACCUGAAAUGCUCCCUCCAUCUGAUCCGAGUGUCCAAAAGGCACCUCAGGUGAAUUCAGCAUCCAGGUCCACCAGGUUUCGCAGCCAGGCAACCCCUCCAGUCAAAGAAUCAUCUCAGACACGAUCAAGCAAGCAAACAGCACCCGUUUCUCAGCCUGAAUCAGAGUCAGACCAGAAUCACGUUUCUGAACCUGAGCACCAGGCAUCUUCACCUUCAACAUCGUCAGAAGAGGAAGAACAGGAAGAAAUCGCCACCGUGUCUCCGUCAAGAAAUCUCCGCACUUCCCCUACGCCGUCAAGGAAAUCCGCACGGAGUACGAGAGAAUCGGACAAAUCUACUAUUAAUUCAAGCUCGCCGCUCAUACCCAGAUUGAAGGCACGAAGCGCAAGAGCGAAGGAAAACAGCCUUGCCGUUGAAGCUGAAAGUGCACCUUCCGGUAGCCAGGAUGUUUCUAUUGAGGAACCGUCUCGGGAAGAGCAGCUAUCUCAGCAAGAGCAACAAUCGCAGGAAGAGCAGCCAUCUCAAGAAGAGAACCCCAAAUUCGAGUGGAUCACAGCUUCUCUACAAUCCCUACAACAGGACAUGAGUGAUGAUCACUCAGAGUCGGUCGUAUGGCUAUUACGAGACGCUAGAGAAGGCAUUCAGAGCACCCCCGAUCUGGCAGUUGAUAAGGUCUCGCCUUUUGCUUCCUUGAAAAGUGUCCAAAUUGCAGCCAAAGAAAAGAUUCCAAAUGGAUUUGUGGCUGAAGCCCUGGAUUCUUUUGUUUAUCCCAAAUCCAGCAAGAUUACUAAGAGCAAGAGCACGCAACUUGCAAAGGCUAUCUGCGGAGAAACACCACGAGUUCCGAGGUACAGUUCGCAUACAAAUGUCACCCGUAACAUUCUGUCUCCAGAUUCCGUUAUGCUCAAAUACGUUCCAUACUUGGGAGAUGCGACCGCACCUACCAAUGCUGCCAAAGGGGACAAGGAUACCAACUAUAGAAGAUUGCUGAAAGAGCUGGAAGAAGCGUAUAGUCAUGGCCGCACUGUACCUACUCGACAAUCCGAACGGGCAUCUCGAAUCAGAGCCUAUCUGGAAGUAUUUCUUGCGGAAAACGAUAUUCAAUGCAAUAUGGAUAUCGUCAUUCGGUACAUGGUAAACAAAGAGGAAGCUCAAAAUCUGGGAUUGAGAGAUACGGAGCGGGAAAUGAUUCUGGAAUCUUUCGGUGGCCCUCUAAGCGAAGAGGCCGAGAGUGGUGCAAAGUUGUUCUGGCAGGCUUUCGACAAAGUUUUCGAGAUUGGUCUUCCUAACGUCAUGCUUCCUGCCAUCCUUCUGAAAGACAUGGUGGACGGUUUGAAGAAGGCAAAAACAAGUCCAGAGAACCAAGUAAUGGCUCCAGGUGAACGACUCGGUACCUACGCGGAACUGACCUGUCUGAUCUGUGGUGCGGUUGACUGUCAAACCCACGCAGACUAUACCCACGAAGAGAUAGCUCCCAUUGGUGGUUUUGAUGAUGAGGAUCAAGAGCCGGAAUAUUUGGAUCAUCGACAGUCUCUUCGCUUGCCCUAUAACGAUAUGUUGCGUCGUUACGACGUUCGCAAGAAAGCCGACGCUGCAUCUCAACCCGAGUUUGAUCUCCCAAGACGACCUAGCAGGAACCAACAUCCAUGCUCCCCGGAGUGCUACAGAAUUCAUGACCAAGAUGACGAAAGUUCUGAAGAGGUUGUCUGGUCCGAUAAGGAUAUAUACGCUCUUCAAGAAAUGCUGAUUAGCAUGACUGAUAAGAAUCACCGAGCUUGCCACAUUGCCUUCGCUUUGUCUCUCCCUUGCUGGCAGACCCAAAGUGCAAUCGAGGAGUAUGAAGAACAUAACGAUACAACCAGGACGGUACCGGAGCCAUUAGGACGUCCAAAGCGUCCCGAUUGGUACGAUGGUAGAAAGAAGACCCUUCACAACAACUUCGCCGACAUGACCAAAGCUCACCUCCAUCAAGAACGAUCACAAGCCAAUCCAUGUACCCACGAAGGCCACUGUACAUCCAAGUGCCCCUGUUACGGAGCCAACAUCCUCUGCGAGAGCUUCUGCGGCUGCGCCGACGACUGCCCCCGCAAGUUCACCGGCUGCUCCUGCCUCGGAAACGGCCUGACCUGCGUCGCCGAGUCCUGCAUCUGCAUCCAGAUGAACCGCGAAUGCGGCCCGCAAUGCAUCUCCUGCGGCGCCCACGCGCGCAUCAACCCGGCCAACAAGCACGACGACGCGCUCUUCACCCACGGCUGCCAGAACGUGCCUUUGCAGCGCGGCGUGCACAAGACGACCGUGGUGGGCGAGAGUCAACUUGUUGGCUUUGGCUUGUAUCUUGCGGAACCGGUUCGGAAGGGCGAGUUUAUUAGCGAGUAUACUGGAGAAGUCAUCUCCUCCCAAGAAGCCGAACGCCGCGGCAUCACCUACGACCGCAAAUUCCAAUCCUUCCUCUUCGACCUCAACCGCGACUACGUGAUCGACGCCGCGCAUCUGGGCAACAACACGCGCUUCAUCAACCACUCGGAGUACGACAAGAACGGGCUGAACUGCGAAGCGAAGAUCAUCCUCGUCAACGGCGAGCAUCGCAUUAAAUUCGUCGCGUUAAGGGAUGUGGAGGUCGGAGAGGAGCUGCUGUUUAAUUACGGCAAGAAGUUCGCGGAGAAGCAUGGGCUGAGUAAGACGUUGCCGAAGGCGAAGGAGGGGCGGAAGGGCGUUAUUGUGGGGGAGGAGGCCCUGGAUGCCUUGGAUGGGGUGGCGGAUCGGAAGAAGAGUGCUAGGGUUAAGGCGAAGGCGGCGAGGGGACGGCCGAGGGGGAGUCGGGGGAGGGCGAAUAAGAUGCGGAAGAUGGCUGCGCCGGCGAGGGUCGAGGUUGUUGAGGAGCCAGAGGUGGAGGAGGAUUUGUAUGCCGCGGAGAUGGAAGAGGAUGGUGAUGAGGAGGAGGGGAACGGGGAGGAUGAGGAAGAAGAGGCAGUGGUGGAGGAGGGUAGACGGAAGAGAAAGAUUAUUAGGCCGGCUAGGUAUACGAGAUGA